Messenger RNA from Acytostelium subglobosum LB1, 1572 nucleotides. RefSeq lists its product as hypothetical. The transcript has a single exon. The record is from RefSeq and is a predicted model, not a curated record. Lineage: Eukaryota; Evosea; Eumycetozoa; Acytosteliales; Acytosteliaceae. The coding region runs from base 1 to 1572 and encodes 523 amino acids.
AUGACACGUAGUUGGCUGCCUCUGCUUUCAAACUUCUUCAACGAUAUACGUCUCAAUCUGCCAUCAAUCUCAACCGAUUCCAAAUUGAAUGAACUAUGUCAACUACUUGGUCGUUCUCCAAAACUCUCCGGUGGCUCUGUCGGCCUCUACAGGGUACACAAGAAUACGGUGAUGGCCGGACAUGAAGUAAAGCUUUACUUUGGAGAUUUCAAGAGCUUGCAAAGAGUCAACAGGUCUCGAUUAGAUUGUUUGGACUCGCUGGCUCUGGUCAAUCCAGACAACAUCCCAUUGGAUUGCUAUCCUCGCAAUCUUAACAAGUUGACCGUGAAGUAUGGGAUGACUCAUCUCAUGGAUGACCAUGUCAAGGAGCUUCCAGCGUGUGCCACAGUGAUAUUGCUCACCAACUCAAACGUUGUGAUCAUCCCAUCGACUGUUACUCACUUGACACUGUCUCCACACUCGGUUGUCAAUUGGUUGGAUGUUCCUGCUGGAUGGAUCCCCGAGAGUGUCACCUACCUAAAGUUCGAAAUGCCCUAUCGUGCGGUGUUCCAUCCCGACUCCAUACCCGAAAGAGUCGUUCACUUUGAGAUGCCUGACUUUAUCAUGAUGAUGGUUGGGGCCAAACUGCCACUAUCGAUCAAGACAUUGCGCGUAUCAAAGAACCUCAGCUUACUCAAUCUCCCUCCAAACGUCGAGACACUCAUAUUUCCAAGUCAGUACUUUCAAUCAAUCACUUGCGAGCUGCCGCGAUCAAUCACAUCGCUAGAGUUUGAAAAGGGAUUCACUCAACACGUGUCUGUCGAGCUGCCACCUAAUCUACAGAGGUUGGACAUUGGAGGGGCCGAGUUGGCCCAUCACUUCAUACCGCCAUUAGUCAAUACAAUCAGGAUUGGCAUUGACGGCCUGCUCGACCACUUCCCCGAGCAUCUCGAAUCACUCACUCUCAGCGACCAUUUCGACCAAAGACUGCAGGCGGGCUCACUACCGCAGAGUCUUACAUCACUGACAUUUGGCAAACAGUUCAAUCAAGAGCUCAAGGACAUGGUGUUGCCAAGACGACUUGUCAACCUCAAGUUUGGAGAGAACUUUGACAAGGAGUUGCACAAGCCUGGCACACUGCCAGGCACGCUCAAAGUUAUAAAAUUCGGUGGCAAGUUCAAUUGCAAGCUACCAGUCGGCACCAUCCCCGCAAGUGUCACACGCAUCAGCUUUGGAGGCAUGUUCAAUCGCGACCUGAUGGAGGGCUGGGCACCAUCUCUACGCAAGCUGGUAUUGAGCUACGGAUUUAACUCGUUCGGACCACACUGCAUCCCGCCCACUGUGGAGAAGUUGUGGUUGCAGAUGAGCACCAGGCUGCCAGCUAUCGAUGGUAUACCGUUCGGGCAUAUGAAGAACGUCCGAACAAUCAAGCAUUGUAACCAUACCGUGUACAUCAGAAGGAUCUCCAACACAUCAUUACUAUUCCUCGCAAAGCAAUCACUCAAUUGUGGAUUCUUGAAUCUGGACAAAGGCGACAACACCAAUGUUCUGGGCAUACUCUCAUCAGUGUUUAACCCCUUACCACCUGAUUGA